UUUUUUUUCUGCUCUAUCCUUAAUUAUUGCGUGAAUCGGCUUUUCCUGGCACAAAAGGGUAACAGGAAAAGGAGAAGCUAAAUAUAGAGUCAAGACAACAUUUACACAUAUUUAAUACAUCCCCCCUUCCCUUUUCCUUUCUUUCUUAUUUAUUCUAAAUGGCACCUCCAGAAAUAGCUGAUUCAUUUGUCUUUAUGGACGAUGAAGAAACAUCCUAUCAUUCACGAAGAUAUUCUCAAUCGCAUGCAGUUUCUUCGGCAACGGAAACACUGACAACGCCCUAUCAUCGUGGCCGAUCUUUUUCGACAUCGUCCAUUGAUCCAUCGACGUUGGCUGUACAGAUCAUAUCAUCCGUCAACAACAAAUUAAAAGGAGAAAACGAGAUACCAGACGAUGUAGAGAUCUGUGAAGUGACAAGAGCCCUUUUAUUGGGCGCUCAACGAUUGUUGCUUAUUGAAGAGUUACCCAAGGACAGAAGAGAGAACCAGUAUGUGCUCUCAGGCUAUCGUUUCUACAAGUCAGCAAACGACUGUCUAAAGUCUUUGUUCAAGCUACACAAUGAAACAAUGAACAUCUGGAGCCAUUUGCUGGGGUUCAUUUUCUUUAGCUUUCUUUCAGUCAGUGUCUUUCAGAGAAAAUUCCCUGAGGCUUCAGCUCAUGACCUCUUGAUCUUUACUGCAUUCUGUUUUGCGUCUCUCCUCUGUUUACUCUGUUCAUCCAUCUACCAUACCUUCAUCUGCCACGCCGCUCAUCAUGUUAAAAGCUUUACAGCUACCCUAGACUACAUCGGCAUCACCUUUUUGAUUACUGCUUCGAUCUGUAUUAUUGUUCAUUUUGGAUUUUACUGCGACCCGACCUCGAGGAAUAGGUACAUGAUCUUUAGCUGUCUGAUCGGAAGUAUUGGUGUCAUCUUGCCUUUUUUCCGAUUCUUUGACACCAAAAGAUACAGGCCUUUACGCAUCGGUUUAUUUGUCGCCAUGGCCUUUUCAAGUAUCGUCCCUCUCUUACAUAUGAUCACUGCCAAGGGUUGGGCCGAAUCGUUCGAGUUUUUGAAACCGGCAUUACUUGGAUCCUUGAUGUAUCUCUGUGGUGUUACAAUCUAUGCCAAACGAUUCCCUGAAAAGUUUUUCCCUGGCAAAUUUGAUUUGAUGGGUAUGACAAGCCAUGCGAUUUGGCAUAUCUUUGUUUGCUUGGGUAUCUUUUUUUAUUAUCUCGGCUCAUUUCAUUUCUACAGCCUACGUGAAUCUUAUGGAUGCAUGGUCUGAUUGAUUAUUUAUUUCUGCAUUCUCAUUAUUGUAUAAAGACCCCCAAAAAAGGUUGCAUCAGAGAAAUAGAUCCUUGAUGGAGCUAUUUUUCCAAUUCGUAAAUAAAGCAUUCUCCCCCCUCUCUCUCUUUUAUUCAAUCACACACAUGAGUAACGACUGACUCAAUCUAUCGUCAUGAGUUAUCAAUCAGCCCCUCUUCUUCUUUUUAUAUAUCCGUGUGACUCUAUGAUUGUUCCACAAUAAUGACUGCGUAAAAAUGGUAUCUUUAAUG
This is a messenger RNA of Rhizopus microsporus ATCC 52813, 1536 nucleotides long. Its product is annotated as HlyIII-domain-containing protein. NCBI's taxonomy places the organism in Eukaryota, Fungi, Mucoromycota, Mucoromycetes, Mucorales, Rhizopodaceae. The coding region runs from base 159 to 1265 and encodes 368 amino acids. The transcript is spliced from 3 exons. Gene Ontology annotation, cellular component: membrane. The record is from RefSeq and is a predicted model, not a curated record. Gene Ontology annotation, molecular function: signaling receptor activity.